Messenger RNA from Linum trigynum, 1385 nucleotides. NCBI's taxonomy places the organism in Eukaryota, Viridiplantae, Streptophyta, Magnoliopsida, Malpighiales, Linaceae. The record is from the annotation of a GenBank genome assembly.
GUUAGUGAACAUGAAACGAUAACAAACUCACUGAAUUGUACUAUUAAUCAUCUAUAUCAGCAAACUCAACCGGAUGUUUUCGCAUCGAGACAAAAUGUGAUACAAGUCGUCAUGUUGUCAAACGAGUUGAGGGGCAAGGGCAAGUGAGUCCCUUGCCCGGAGAUUGACUUGUUGACUCACUGGUUGAUUGUUGAUAAUGUGAUGUAAGGCUUCCACUGCGUAAGAUGUACGCGACACCAUGUUAUAACUGGUUGAUUGUUGAUAAAAACAUAUUUGGGGCCGUUUGUGUAAGGGAUUGUGGUGAGGGAUUUAUCAAGGAUUUUAAAACAAUCUCUCAUUCUGCAGGAUUUUAAAACAAUCACUCGUUUUGAGAAAGAUGAGAGUUUCUACAAUUAGGGAUUUUAAAAACUCUAUCUCAAAUGUGGGUUUUUGAAAUAGCUUAUGAGGAUCAGCUAUUUCUAAAUCUCUCGUUCUUGUUUUAUUUUUAUUUUUCCCAAAAACUACCCUUCCUUAUUACGACUUCUUCUUCCUUUCUCUAAGCCUUCUGCCUUCUUCUCCAAUCACUCCACUAUCCACCUAAUGCAACACCAGCUCCCGAACAAAAGCGGUGGCGGGGCUUCUCCGAAGCAACUUCCAGAUUCCGGAGAUGAAGAAGGGAGAGGAGGAGAUGAGGAAGGAGAGAAAUUAACCGAGGAUGAGGAUUCCAACAGGGCAGUCGUCGAGAAGAAGAUUGGAUCUCGACGAUCAGAUCCACUCCUUCUCGCCGACGUUUUGGGCUAGUUCUCCACCGGAAGCAAGCCGUCGCCGCCGUCUUCUACUCCCUCUCCUCCAAUUGACGAUGAUUCCUGCUCGAAGGCGGUUGAUUGAGACGUUCUUGGCUGGGCGAUGGAUGACGCUUCUGGGCUUCGUGGAGUAUGCUGCAUCAUCUUCCUCUCCCUCUCCUCCCGAUUGACGGCGAUUUCCACACGAAGGCCAUCGAUUGAGAUGUUUUUGGGUUGGGCUACUGACGAUGCUUCUGGGCUUCCCAAAGCAAGCCGCCACCGUCGUUUUCUUCUCCCUCUCCACCCGAUCGACCUGAAGAGUAAUCUUUGAAUCAAGUUGUUGUCGUCGUUUGUGAAGAGCAAAAGGGUAGACAGAAACAUACAACAUAGAAGCAAAUGCCGAGAUGAGUAUGGUUUUAGUGGUAUGGGUAAACGGGGCACAACAGAAUGAAUGUUAGAUUUGGAGGCGACGAUGGCUAUUAGGUUGACAGAUGAGAGGAAGGGGAAGAAGAUAGGUAAAAGAUGAGGGUAAGAAUGUAAAUUGAUUCUUCUUAUUAAAAUCCUUUGUUUAUAUCCAAACAAGUGAUUUAUUAAAAUUCCUCAUAGUAAAAAUCUAGGUUUUUA